This is a messenger RNA of Eleginops maclovinus (Patagonian blennie), 8049 nucleotides long. Its product is annotated as storkhead-box protein 2-like. The transcript is spliced from 4 exons. The record is from RefSeq and is a predicted model, not a curated record. Lineage: Eukaryota; Metazoa; Chordata; Actinopteri; Perciformes; Eleginopidae. The coding region runs from base 658 to 3837 and encodes 1059 amino acids. Gene Ontology annotation, biological process: regulation of transcription by RNA polymerase II. Gene Ontology annotation, cellular component: cytoplasm; nucleus. Gene Ontology annotation, molecular function: RNA polymerase II transcription regulatory region sequence-specific DNA binding.
GAUGCCUGCCAUCACUGUACCUGGAUGAGACGCUCCUGCAUCCAGCUGUGUUCUCCCGCAACGUACCGCCGUGUGUCAGGCAGGGGACAGGGGAGACGAACCGGGUGGCUGGAGGGAUACUGAACCAUCGUUAACCGUGAAGGCUGGAUAAAAGACACAGGUGUCCCAUGAGACCCGGUUGCUGCCUGGCGACGAGGAAAGGGGGUCUCUCCGCAUCUGUUGCCUGGGUGAAUUCAUUAACACGUUAGCAUCAAGCUAGUUAGCCUAAUUUGCAGGUACCUAACACAACGAGGUGUAAGUCACCGUUAUACCGAAAAUCACGAAUGUCAUCUUUGGUCUUCAGCUGUCAGCGCUCGACAUGAGUCUUUGGUAAAAACCGGGUUCGGUUACUGGGCUAUGUAUUACGUCUAGAGUAGGGGACGGACCUAAAGGUGUAGGAAUGGGUUUCAUGUAAGUAUAGGGAGCUAACGGGAGCUAGCAGGCUAGCUUCAUGGACACACAGUGGUAGGCUAUGCGGCUGCUGCAGCCCGCAGCCUGUAGCUACACCCUGCGACCUAACAUGGAGUCUCUGUUCCGCAUGAAGCCUCACGGUGUCUCAGAUACACGCAUACAAUGAUAACAGGGCAUUCGAUAGUCAGCUAGAAGGCCGACGCGACAAUGGAGUCUUUUCUGCAGAUAGCUCCCCAUUCACUGGCUAUAGUACUGUCCAGGGUUGGGGCUGGGGAGGCGGUGGGGGCGGCCGGGGUGUCAGAGAGCGAUGCGCUGCCGAGACACCACACCGGCUAUGAGAUUUUUGCCGAUUUUAAAGCAGAAAAUACACUGCACCAUGUAUGGAACCAGAGGAUUACGGAGGCUGUGUCCGAGACCUUCUUUUUGGGAUGGAUAGAUGAGCAUGUGCUGCUGAUCCAGGGGAAGGAGGACCACCUAGAGGUGCUGAGGGAGGGAUGGAUGCGGAGGUCCCUCAAUCCGCCACGAGGAUUCACCAUCAAAUACCUGGGUGAUGUGUCACCCAUCAGUAUGUCCCCCAUCAGCCAAUCACAGUUCAUCCCUCUGGGAGAAGUGUUGCUAUUGGCUAUCUCUGCUAUGAACUCUGCUCACAAGGCUGUCACUCAGGAGGCCCUCACCGAACACCUGCAGACAUGUUUCCCAGGUGUUCCCACACCAACAGAGGAGGUUCUGCACCACACGCUAAGCAUGCUGGUCCGUGAGCGGAAGAUCUACCCAACCACCGACGGAUAUUUUAUCGUAACCCCCCAAACGUACUUCAUCACGCCAAGCCUAAUCCGAACCAGUUCCAAGUGGUACCACUUAGACGAGCGAUCGGCUGACCGCCACCAACAGCAGCAGCACCAGAACCAGCAGCAGCAGCAGCAGCACCAGAACCAGCAGCAGCAGCAGCAUCAGAACCAGCAGCAGCAGCACCAGAACCAGCAGCAGCAGCAGCAGCAGCACCAGAACCAGCAGCAUCAGCAGACGCAGUGCACCUCCCCCCUCUCGGGCACCAUCACGCCCUCAACCUCUGGAGCUGUACGAGAUCGAACUCAUCAAAAGUCCAGCCAGAACCACAGUGGGGGUGGAGGUGGAGAUCCUUUUCACAACAACAGUUACCGUGGAGACGACCCCCCUAGCCACCACACCACCCUGCAGCGCCGAUCUCCCAAAGAUCACCGGGAGGCGUACUCGUCUCCCCAUUCCCCGCAAACCCCUCCUCAGCCAGCAGGGGGCAACGCAGAGAAGUCGCAGAGUCGCAGCACCCUUGGGUUUCCCUUCAAGACGGACACGCUCACAAAGCACCGGGGUGGGGGAGGGGGGGGAGGAGGAGGAGAGAUAGAGAAAACAGCAGGUGGAGGUAGUGGGACAGGGAGUCGGAAAUUUGGUUUGAAGCUGUUCCGUCUAAGCUUUAAAAAGGAUAAGACCAAGCAGCUGGCCACCUUCUCUGCACAGUUCCCGCCCGAAGAGUGGCCGCUGCGCGACGAGGAGACGCCCAGUCAGCUGCCCCGCCAUGUGGAGAUGGAGAUCAUCCGCAGAAUCAACCCUGACCUCACUGUGGAGAACCUCGCCCGGCACACAGCCGUCAUGAAGCGCCUCGAGGAAGAGCGUGCUCAGAGGAGCAAAGCGUCGUCAGCCAAUCAGAGCUCCAGGAGUAGGAGAAGUGGAGGGAGACAUAGGAAGCAGUCUCAGACCAAACUCAGUCGCUCGCAUAGCAAGACGAGGGCGUCUCGCGGUGAGCCGAGCGACCUGGAGCUGGAGCGGGACUACAGAGCCUACUCAUCCUCCCUGGCUCGGUCGCCGAGGGAACACGCCCUGGCCAUGGAUCGGCAACGGGCCCGCCUCCACCUGGCACACAGCAACCCCAACAUCCUGGAAUCCUCCCACCUGCCUGUCACGCCGGAGUGGGAUGUGUCCGGGGAACUUGCCAAGCGGCGCACAGAGAUGCCUUUCCCAGAGCCGAGCCAUGGUCCUUCAGCCCACCACUCCAAAGUCCACCGCUCACACUCCCACACCCAGGAGAGGAAAUCCAGAAACGAGCGCAGCGACAAGGCCAAGGAGCGUUCCAGGUCCAUGGACAAUUCUAAAGGACCUCUCGGAGCUGGGUUGAUUGGCCCGCCGGAUUACUACGACGAGCGGAGCCGGUACUAUACUGACGAUGGCACACUGCGAGCCAAUCAGAGCACUUCUCACUACUCUCGUGCCACCCCACCCUCGAAUAAACUGCCUGCAGAUUCUCUGGGGUUGGAUGGUGGCAGGAGUUUAGAGAAGAGUAAGAGCAGGGACAGCCUGCCUGCAUACUCACCCAAACUCCUGCCCUGCACCCUCCCGCCUGACGAUUACUUCCAGUGUUCAGGGUCCUCGGAGACGGCUCUCACAGCAGCAAACCCCCUGGGGACCCUGGGCAAGAGCAGCCAUGAUGGACUGAAGCUAGGCAGCUCUGACAGACAGAGUGACAGACAGACACCCCAUCCCCUGGAACAUAAGGAGGACUUGUCAAAGUUGGGUCCUAAGGGUGGUAGUCUGCCCCCAAUACCCCUCUCCCUCCCUGACCCCCCUCUUCCUAACGGCAGACCUCCCCACAGUGCCUCCUCGGGUCAGGAGAAACGUAAGGAGAUCUUUAGUAAAGACACUCUCUUCAAACCCCCCCCCAGCCUCCCCCUGCCCGGCUACAGCUCACUGAGGAAAACCCCGGCCCUCGCCUCCUCUACUUUGUCCUCGUCCUGCGAUGCUCUUGAUUCCCAGGAUGCCUAUGAUGCCCCCAAACCUCUGGUGGCCACACCGUCCGCCCCCCUACAGGGGAUUGAACCCACUACCAGUGCUGCAGAAGCCUCCUUCGACUACUACAAUGUCUCAGACGAUGAUGAACUAGAGGAGGGCGGGACUAAAAGUCGAGGAGAGGCCGAGAAGGCUGGAGGAGGGGUUGCUGGGAUGGGAGGCGGGGGGGCGGGGACCAUGCAGUGGCUGUUGGAGAGGGAGAAGGAGCGGGAUCUACAAAGGAGGUUUGAAAGAACACUCACCUUCCCUGGUGUCAAAGAAACCCUUCCAGAGCCCAGUCAGAACCAGCAGUCAGCCCACUCGGCGCGCCUCGACAGCAUGGACUCCAGCUCCGUCACUGUGGACAGUGGAUUCAACUCCCCACGGACGAGAGAGAGCCUGGCCUCUAACACCUCCUCCAUAGUGGAGAGCAGUCGUCGACAGAACCUGGCGCUGAGCCCCGGCCAUCUCGGCAUCGCUACCGGCACGGGCCCCCCCUUCUCCUUUCGUGCCAUCCCAGAACCUGCAGGCACCCAACCGGAGAAACUCCAGAAGCCUAGCGCUUGCCUUGCAUCAAUCACCAGUGUCUAGGAGCAGAACUAAGGCCUGGGUGCGGCACCAGAGGCCCGCGGACAGGGGCCAGAAAAUGAACCCCCCCCCCCAAAGGACUGUUACAUCUACAGACUGAGGAACUGAACCAGUGUGCUGCCACGGGCCCGCUGUGGAACUAUAGCUAUUAACACACACACACACACACACACACACACACACACCCACACCCACACACACACACACACACACACACAUUCAGAUACAAACAGAGCCGUAUAGAGCAACAGGGAACUGCUCUCUCUAUCUCCUUUCUCACAAACACACCAGGCCACAGACUCUGACCAUGUCAUUAUACAGCCUAGAGUUUACACACUACUGUUGUGUUGUUCACUUUCACGUGGGUACUUGUGGGGGUGUGUGUGUGUGUGUGUGUGUGUGUGUGUGUGUGUGUGUGUGUGUGUGUGUGUGUGUGUGUGUGUUUGUGUUUGCGUGCGUGCAUAAUAUGUAAUCUCAGGUCAUGUUAUAUCCACUCUCAUUCCAGCUGCUCCAGAUCAGUGUGUCUCCCUCUAGUGGUGCCUGGUGAUGUCACACACUGAAGAGGCGCUGCUCCUGUUACUGACGGUACACACACACACACCGCCGCUGAUCCAGCUGACUCACCGGUCUCUGUCGGCGCCUCUCUGGACUCACCACUGGCAGACACUUUGUAAGGUGCGGGGCCACAACAAAGACUACUCGACCACUGCUCCAAAGUGCAUCAAAAAUGUGGGGGGGGGGGGUAGAAAAGGUUUUUUACUAUGACUCGUGAAGCUGGAAAUGUCCUGUGUCUGUUGGAUGCCAUGAUGCCCAUGUGACCUGCCUGAACGUGCAGUCAGCUGCAGCUCCAGGGAUGAGGCGUUCAGGGACAUAUCUUCCUCCACUCUCUCUGGUAUGUUGUCCCUCAGGUCCACUGGGUGCAGCUGCUUCCUGCUCCUGUCAGGACAAAACCAUCCUCUGCCGGCCAGGGUCCACUGGUCACAUUUUCUCCACACCACUAUAAGAACAGAUAAGUACGGUGGCCCUGAGGGCUCAAAGAACUGCACAGCUCUCAGGGCCGCUGUAGAUAACCACGUUAUAGAUUUCUGAGGAGAAAUUCACAUGCUAUAGCAGCACAGAGGAAAUUAGAGGAAUAUACAGAAUAUACUCACCUCAUACAAUGUAAGUGAAUUUAUAUAUAGCUUGUUAUAAACUUUAUAAAUGCCUAUAUUUAUUAACAUUGGACCUGAAUCUAAUAAUGAAUUGAUGUCUUAUUGUACAUAUGGCAAAACUAUAGUAUUUCUCUGUUUUUAGAGCCACUUCGCUGUGGUGUUCAGAUAUAAGCUCCUGAGGUCCUAUGCUGAUGUACAGCUGCGGAACAAAUGAAGAGACCACUCCAAUUUUUUUCCUAAAACUUUAUCUCUACAUGUAUGGCAGCCAUUCCAGUGUCUGUUGAAUUCCAAAUUGCCAGUAGUUUAUAGAAUACUUAAAAAACAAAAAACAUUUAACUCAAAAGACGUACCUAUAAAAAAUUAAACAAGAACAAAUGAUAAUGCUGCAGUGGUCUCCUCAUUAUUUCCGGGGCUGUAUACUGAUCAGUAGACGCUGUUAUUUUGGUGAUUUAUUAUUAUUACAUUGGCAGACAGUCCUCUGUGAGCAGCUAGGUUUACACUUCUACCUGAGCAGGAGUAAAUACACCUUAACGACACAGCGAGCACACAGAACAUUUGAAACUGAAUUGCUUCUAUGCAUAUUUAGUUGCAGGGAGAGGAAGUGUGCGGCUGCAGACAGUGGACCUGAGGAGCAGCAUCAUCCCUGCUCCACAGCUAAGCGAUGCUAAGCUAACAGUGAGAUGCUUCUUUGUGGGAAAAGUUGGGAUUUUGUUAGUGAAUUUCAAAAUAAUAUUUCCCCGCAUCACAAGAAGUAUACGUCCCUCAGGAGCAGCUGUUGUGGCACUUGCGGGGGGGGGGGCAGAGCGUCCAACAGAGAAGAUGAGACAGAACUCAUCCAGACCAGUAUUCUACACAAGAAGCAGGGAUGUGACUUUGUUUAUGAUUUCAGUAUUUCUUUAGUUUACAUUAAUUUACAUUUCUAUCCAGUUCAUGACUACUUGAGUUUUUCUUCAAACUGUUUGGAUUAAAUCCUUGAGCCGCUCUCACUCCUGGUGCUAACAUGUAUUGUGGUCAGUGAGGACCAUGGUAAUAGUCAUAAUAAAAAGGGUGAUGAGAGAUUUGGGACGUAGUAAAGGUUGCUUUCACUUGUAUAAUAUGUUUCACCUGCAUACUUUGGCAACGGCCUGUCUAGUCCCUUCUGUAAAGCAUGUGGGGGCCCCGGCCUGGGACUACAGUGAAGGGUAAUGGGGCUCCGCUGACAAUGGCACAGGGAGGUGUGCAAUGAGACCACGUUCCAAAUGUCUGGUCUCACUUGAACCACUCCUGCAGCCCUAUGGGUCAGUUGUUUCCCAUCCUCCUAUAGGCUCAGAGAGCUGUCAGUCAUCCCAGUGUGGUCGUCAUAUUGGCUCUUCUACAACUACCUCCACAGCAGCAAAAACACAGCCUGUCCUUUCUACUACACACUGUCAUCAGCCUCUAGCCUGUGAAUGUCUGCAAACACACACACACACACUAACAUGCUACACAUCAAAGUGCUGGACUCCCUAUUGUUUCCCUUUCUUCACUAACAACAUUUGUUCUUAUGUUACAUGAAAGCAUUGUGGUUCAGCUGCAACUCCCCCCCCCCCCCCCACACACACACACUAAAAGAGGACCUUAGGCUUUCUCACGGAUGUAACACACUCUGUCCUGACAUACAGCUAUGCAAGCUAGCCCGCUAUGACAAGGCACAAAGAAGUUAAUAUCCAGUUCAGUGAGAAUGCACCCAUCUCCACAUGAGCAGGAACCCCCCCAGACAUGACCCUCACAGAGUAUCUGCUAGUAUACAUCAGCCUUGCAGGGUUUAGAAUGCCUGGAACCAACUCCCCCCCCCCCACACACACACACCUUUAGUGAUCUCAAUAUCAACCGUGGGAGUUCUGAAUAACAUCUCAAAGUGGACUGUAUCAAACAUGCACUCCGGAAGAAAUGAAGAGACCACUCCACAUCUUAAAUCUCAAUCUCUACAUGUAUGGCAGCCAUUCCAGUGUCUGUUGAAUUCCAAUACAGAGAAAUGUUGUCAGCAGUUUAAAGAAUACAAUAAAUACAAAUUAAAAAUCCUAUAAAUAGUACAACCAGAGAAAAUGAUAAUGCUGCAGUGGUCUAUUAAUUAUUUCCGGAGCUGUAUGUUGAGGUUGUUUCUGUUCUUGAAGUGUGAUCACAGUUCUGUUCAUUUUUUUAUAUUCUAACCCCUGUUAGGACCUACAGUCUGCUCCAUAGCUGUUUCUCUGGAUGCUAGGUACUAAACUCUUAUUGGGGAACAAAACACCAAUGGGUCAGUACGCCUCAGCUGUCUGAGGGUUCUAGCAUUGUAGCCAACGAACUGCUGAUUCUGAUUAAAGGCAGUACAGGUCCAAUCACAAUGAUACCAUACACAAGUGGUGCCAUCUUAUCCCUCUGGGACUUCAGAAAGACGUUCUGUUAGUCAUGGUGGAGUCUCUGUUCCACCUUUAACAUUUAGAGGAGCCCCCUGCCUACAAAUACUCUAUUUCCAAACCCCAAUGGUUCUGCUUCUUCUGAUAAUGUACCACUAAUCCUUGGUGAACUACUGCAGUGGAGUAUCAUGUGUAUACCGCACAGCCACACUGGGUUCUUGUCCCGGUUCCAUUAGUGGACCAGGGCUAUUCUCCCCUGCCUGGUGGAGGUCAGGGGUUCCCUCCAUUUCUGUUUAACGAGUGCACUGCCCCCUACUGACGUCCUCCUGCUACUGUCUGGUCCAGUGGCCCUCCCAUCAACCACUCACUCCCUCCAGCCACAGUCCUGUAACCCCCCCCCCCCAUCCCUUUUCUACACUGACAGUCCAUAAAAUGUCUUCCCUUAACAUCGGCGGUGGUUUCUGAGAAUGGCGGUUCAACAAUAACAUUGUUUCUAACGGUGACGGUAUGUCAUACCUGUAAAUGAUGUUUAUCUGUCAUGCCUAGUCAAAUAAUUUAAACAAUAAAAAGAGGGAUUUUUUAAAAAUGUCUAUAUUAUCUGAAAGUCCCUUUGAUGUGUAGUUCUGGUGUUACCGUUGUUGUAGUGUAUGUGAUACCCUACUGGGAUUGUGUUACUUUUUAAGAUAAUAAAAUAACAAUGUUUGGUUACA